Messenger RNA from Sarcophilus harrisii (Tasmanian devil), 1027 nucleotides. It is a transcript of the gene SPAG4, whose product is annotated as sperm associated antigen 4. NCBI's taxonomy places the organism in Eukaryota, Metazoa, Chordata, Mammalia, Dasyuromorphia, Dasyuridae. Gene Ontology annotation, cellular component: nuclear envelope; meiotic nuclear membrane microtubule tethering complex. The record is from RefSeq and is a predicted model, not a curated record. The coding region runs from base 29 to 1009 and encodes 326 amino acids. The transcript has 11 exons. Gene Ontology annotation, molecular function: protein-membrane adaptor activity. Gene Ontology annotation, biological process: nuclear envelope organization.
GAGCCCCUGCAGCCUCCACCUCUCACCCAUGGAGCUUCCCCGGGACCGUCCCGCCCAGCGGCAGUCGAAGAGCCUGACGACCCUCGUCCUCCAGGCGCUGGGGUUCUUUCCCGCCGUGUUUGGGGAAGUCGUGGGUGCCUUCUGCCGGUGCGGGGAGGUCCGUUCUCUCCGCUUCCUGCUUACAGCCUUGCUAUUCUUCAGUGUCUUCACCGCUGUAUGGGGUGCCCUUCUGUAUUUUGCCCCUGUCUGGGAUGAGGAAACCAAGGAGUUCCUGACUCUGAGUGAAUACCAUGAGAGAGUUCACUCCCAGGGCCUGCAGCUGCAACAACUCCAGGCUGAGCUUGACAAACUCCACACUGAUGUGUCCAGUAUCCGGGCGGCCAACAGUGAGAGGGUGGCCCAGCUCGUGUUCCAGAGACUGAAUGAAGAUUUUGUGCAAAAACCUGACUAUGCGCUGAGUUCCGUGGGGGCUUCCAUUGACCUAGACAAGACAUCACAUGACUAUGAGGACAGGGACACAGCUUAUUUCUGGAAUCGGUUCAGCUUCUGGAAUUAUGCCAAGCCCCCCACAGUCAUCCUGGAGCCCGAUGUCUUUCCUGGGAACUGCUGGGCCUUCCAGGGUGCUAAGGGCCAGGUAGUCAUUCGGCUGCCCGGCCGAGUUCAGCUAAGCGACAUCACCCUGCAGCACCCCCCACCGAGCGUGGCCCACAUUGGAGGUGCUAGCAGUGCCCCCAAGGAUUUUGCUGUAUAUGGCCUCCAGGGAGAUGACAAGACUGAAAUUCUCUUGGGAAAAUUCACCUUUGAUGUGGAGAAAUCUGAGAUUCAGACCUUCCAUCUGAAGAAUGAACCCCCCCUGGCCUUCCCAAAGGUGAAGAUACAGAUACUCAGCAACUGGGGACACCCACGUUUCACCUGCUUAUACCGGGUGCGGGCCCAUGGGCUUCGGAGUCACGAUAUGCAGAGAGAAGACAGCAGGACUAAGGGUGAACCUGUUACUAUUCCUCAUUAAACCACCUGCUAAAUUCCA